This is a messenger RNA of Petromyzon marinus (sea lamprey), 2238 nucleotides long. RefSeq names its product phosphoenolpyruvate carboxykinase, cytosolic [GTP]-like. Gene Ontology annotation, biological process: oxaloacetate metabolic process; cellular response to glucose stimulus; cellular response to insulin stimulus. Lineage: Eukaryota; Metazoa; Chordata; Hyperoartia; Petromyzontiformes; Petromyzontidae. The record is from RefSeq and is a predicted model, not a curated record. Gene Ontology annotation, molecular function: manganese ion binding; GTP binding; phosphoenolpyruvate carboxykinase (GTP) activity. Gene Ontology annotation, cellular component: cytosol.
GAGCGGCGCGCUCGAAACUCACUCACUCGCCGCAGUUGUAAAGGAACGAAGUUUAGAACUUUAAAUUGUGCAAUUUUCUUAAAGAAAACAAACGACAACAACAACACGCGCGCGCGCGUGUGCAUUGUUACGACAAAGUAAUGCGAUCGUAAGCGGUGGGAUUGUUUAAAAAAAAAAAUUAGUUAGUCGUGCAAAAGUUUACCUCAGAUCUCGACUCAAAUGGCAAGCGCCUAUCCACGCCUGGGCAGCUUGAGGCGCCCAUGGCGCUUGCUGUCGGCCCUUCCCCACGCCGGCACCGCCAACGCCGGCGGCAGUGCUGGCGUGGCUGCGACGGCUGUGCCGGCGCGCAGGCUGCACAGCCGCCCGUUGGAUGCCCGCCUCGCCAACGCCGAGCUGUCCGACUACAUCGAUAGCACCGCCCGGCUCUGCCAACCGGACAAGGUCCACAUCUGCGAUGGCUCUGAGGCUGAGAACGAGGCGCUGCUUUCGCUGCUGCAGAACCAGGGCAUGGUCAAGAAGCUCCCCAAGUACCAGGAUUGCUGGCUGGCACGCACGGACCCCCGCGACGUGGCGCGCGUGGAGAGUCGCACGGUGAUCGUGACGGAGAGGGAGCGGGAUACGGUGCCCGUGCCACGCUCCGGCAGGCCCAGCCAGCUGGGCCGGUGGAUGUCGCCGGGAGACCUGACGUCGGCCAUGCAGGAGCGUUUCCCCGGGUGCAUGCGCGGCCGCACCAUGUACGUGGUGCCGUUCAGCAUGGGCCCGCUGGGCUCGCCGCUGGCCAAGACGGGAGUCCAACUCACCGACUCCCCCUACGUGGUCGUGUCCAUGCGCAUCAUGACGCGCAUGGGCGCCCACGUGCUCUCGGCGCUGGGCGACGGGGAGUUCGUCAAGUGCCUGCACUCGCUCGGAAGCCCUCUGCCGCUCGCCGAGGGCGUGUCGGCCACCUGGCCGUGUAACCCAGACAAGACGCUCAUCGCCCACGUGCCGGACCGGCGGGAGAUCAUGUCGUUCGGCAGCGGCUACGGGGGCAACUCCCUGCUGGGCAAGAAGUGCUUCGCCCUGCGCAUCGCCUCGCGCAUCGCUCGCGACGAGGGCUGGCUCGCGGAGCACAUGCUGAUCCUGGGCAUCACGAACCCCGAGGGGCGCAAGAAGUACAUCGCGGCGGCCUUCCCCAGCGCGUGCGGCAAGACCAACCUGGCCAUGAUGACGCCGUCGCUGCCCGGCUGGAAGGUGGAGUGCGUGGGGGACGACAUCGCCUGGAUGAAGUUCGACAGUGAAGGCCGCCUGCGCGCCAUCAACCCCGAGAACGGCUUUUUCGGCGUGGCGCCCGGCACGUCGAUGAAGACGAACCCCAACGCGAUGCUGACGGUGGCACGGGGCACCGUGUUCACCAACGUGGCCGAGACGGCCGACGGCGGCGUCUACUGGGAGGGCAUGGGGGGCGACCCUCCCAGCGGCGGCGUCACCUCGUGGCUCAACAAGCCCUGGAGACUGGGAGACGGCACACCGGCGGCGCACCCCAACUCGCGCUUCUGCACGCCGGCGCGCCAGUGCCCAAUCAUGGACCCCCAGUGGGAGUCCCCUGAGGGGGUGCCCAUCGAGGCCAUCGUGUUCGGAGGGCGGCGCCCGGAAGGGGUGCCGCUGGUGUACGAGGCGUUUGACUGGCGCCAUGGGGUGUUUGUUGGCGCUGCCAUGCGGUCAGAGGCCACCGCGGCCGCAGAGCACAAAGGCAAGGCCAUCAUGCACGACCCCUUCGCCAUGCGCCCCUUCUUCGGCUACAACUUCGGCCGCUACCUCGCCCACUGGCUGGCCAUGGAGCGCCACGCCGGCGCCCGCCUCCCCAAGAUCUUCCACGUCAACUGGUUCCGCCGGGACCCGUCCACCGGCGCCUUCCUGUGGCCGGGCUUCGGCGAGAACGCCCGCGUCCUCGCCUGGAUCUUUCGCCGUGCCGACGAGGGCCCCGGCUCGGCCGGCGAGGGCACGGCCGCCGUCGCUUCGGCCGUGGGCCUCCUGCCGGCGCCGGGCGCGAUCGACGUGGCCGCGGCGGGCGGCGGGCCGGCCGCCGACGAGGCGGCGCUGUUGGCGCUGCCGCGGGACUUCUGGGAGCGCGAGGCGGACGAGGUGGGCCGCUACCUGGAGGAUCAGGUGAACGACGACCUGCCGGCGGAGGUGGCGCGUCAGCUCGAGGCGCUCAGGGGCCGCGUGGCCGCCAUGUGAGCUGGGGGAGGGUGGGGUUGG